AUGUUUGGAGCUGUAUUUGGGCUGUCCACGCCCCUCUUCAUAUCCGGAAUUUCCUUUGGAGAGCAUGUUCGGUUAUCUCCCUACAGUGGAUGUCUUAGAAACUCGCAAGGUCAUGGGAAUUUUGCUGAUUGGUGUUUGAAUUGGAUGGUGCAUCUUAAUCCUGAUCAGCAAACUCUUGCGGCGUUUAUUUGUUGGAAGUUGUGGCUCAACAGGAAUGAAGAAGUUUGGCAGAAUAAAAUGGGGACAGCUAGUUCUUUGAUAGCUGAAGCGGGUUUUUUGAUGGCUUCGUGGUUGGCAGCAAAUAGGCGGGGUGCCGAGCUGAGAAUGGCAGAGGUGCUAAAGGGUGAUGGAGUUGUUCGUUGGUGUCCUCCAGAGCAAGGAUGGCUAAAAGCCAACGUGGACGCUGCGGUGUACGGUGGGAAGCAGGAGAUUGGUGUGGGAGUUGUGGUGAGAGAUUGGUUAGGGUGUGUAGUUAUGGUUCUCCAGGUCAAGAUCCUUGGUUCGUUUUCUCCGCGAAUUACAGAACUUAUGGGAAUAAGAGAGGCGCUUAGCUAG
Mercurialis annua (annual mercury) is the source of this 555-nucleotide messenger RNA. RefSeq lists its product as uncharacterized. The record is from RefSeq and is a predicted model, not a curated record. Lineage: Eukaryota; Viridiplantae; Streptophyta; Magnoliopsida; Malpighiales; Euphorbiaceae. The transcript is spliced from 2 exons. Bases 1 to 555 code for a protein of 184 amino acids.